CGACCCCGAGGCUGCUCACGGUCGGCCAUGGCAGCGACCAAAGCUAAACAUCCAGCUUCGAGACAGCCUCGGGAUACGCACCCCUCUCCUGGUCAUCUCAGUUCACCAAAAAUCGUGAAGUCGAAAAAGGGGAAGAGUAAAGAGGAGGACGCUACAUCCGUAGCGCAGAAAGGGAAGGGAAGGAAAGAGCCUGAUGAGCUUACGGAGCAUAUAACAUGGUCAUGGACGUCGCUCACGGACUCAUGGGUCAGUCGUCAACCACCUGUAUUUACCAAGGAUGGGAGCUACUUCUUCUCGAUCGUAGGGUCGAGUGUGAAGAUUUAUUCUAGCACCACCGGGCAAGUCGUGUCAACACUGUCCGCGUCCCCGUCUGGCAGUUCUGCGUCUAAGUUCUCCCAAGGAAAUGGUCACACAGACUCCAUAACGGCGGCCGUCCUCAGUCCUACCAAUCCCUUCCAGUUGAUCACCGCGUCUUUGGACGGUUGUAUCAAGGUCUGGGACUUCCUAGAGGCAGAUCUCCUACAGACAAUUGACCUCGCUCAACCUAUACUGCACCUAUGCGCGCACCAAAACUUCAAAGAUCACGUUUUCGUCUCCGUCGCACGACCUGGGAGCUCCAAAGAGGACAACAAUGCUGUUCUUCGGGUUUCGUUAAAGCCGAGUGCUGCUACGGCUGGGUCGGCGUACCAAAAAUCCUCUGAGAUUCUCGCCGUGGGGAAGACUCGAUCGACGUGUGGCCUAGCUGUGUCUCCGAGCGGACAGUGGCUCGUAGCUGCUGCUGGACACAAGGCUUACGUAGCGCAGACUUCGGCUCUGAAAUCUGGUUUUACCAAGUUCGUGUCCCCCGAGGCGCUCACUUGUCUGGCGUUCCAUCCUUCAGAGGAAUACUUCGCCACUGGCGAUGUCAAGGGUCACAUUCGGCUAUGGUAUUGUCUCAACGAGGAGAUCAUACGGAGCCACUCCGCUGUCGGUGUCGAGAAGAAAGCUCAGACAACAACCCUGCACUGGCACGCGCAUGCUGUUUCAGGUCUCGCCUUCACGGUCAACGGUGCAUAUCUCCUUAGCGGUGGCGAGGAGUCCGUUCUGGUGAUUUGGCAGCUUCAUACCGGAAAAAAGGAAUUUAUUCCUCGCGUCGGAUCGCCCAUCUUGAGCAUAGCGGUAUGCAGGGCCAGGGACCGUGAAGAAGAGUAUAUCUUAGGUCUGGCGGAUGCUAGUUUCGCCGUAAUAGAUGCUGGUUCAUUAAAGAUCAUGAGAUCUUUCUCUCGCAUAAAGCUAGAUUCAACAGCACCGCUAGGGAAACACUUGACCUCGUUUCCUGUACCUUUGGCCUACCAUGGCCCUACCUCUUCUCUCGUACUACCUUCAUCCCAUCCAUCAUCCUUACAAACGUACUCCCCCACGCAACACAAACUGCUGUCGGAGCUCGAAGUCUCACCCUCGAAUCGAGUCUCUCGACGGGACGAAAAGAGCCUAGAGCCAUCUAGAGUACUUCGCGUCGCCGUCGCGUCAAGUGGAGAGUGGAUGGCAACUUUGGACAGUCGGGAAGGUGAUGAUACUUUCCACAGGGAGAUCUACCUCAAGCUUUGGCAGUGGAACGCCCGAGCUGGAAUAUGGUCGCUCAAUACCAGAAUUGACAGACCACAUGGCGAUAAACAGGUUUCGACUGUAGUCUUCCAUCCUGAUCGUCGUCGACCACUAAUAGUGACCACCGGAGAAGACGGGAAAGUUAGGGGAUGGGGGAUUCGGACUACCGUAGACAAGAAUGGAGGGCAGGAAGAUUUCUGGGUCGCGCGAUCUGCUCUCGAUUUCCGGUCAGAAGUGCCGACGCACGCCUCAUGGUCGCCAGACGGAUCGCUACUGCUCGUCUCAUUCGGCAGUCAUGUCGUUCUUUGUGACUCUAUAACGGGUGUGAUCAACACAGCACUGACGUCGCCCCAGUGCAAAUCUGCUCGUUCGGCCCAUUUCGUUGGCACUGAAGGGCGAUAUGUAGCUGUUGUAGGAUCCCACGAUAUUGUCCUAUGGGACUUGAUAUCGCAGACAGUGCGAUGGCAUCGCCGAUGCUCCAUCGCCAUUAGUGCAGUCGUGCCCCAUCCCCUUGAUGAUUCGGUAGCUGUAUUUUAUUCCUCGUGGGGUGCCGAUCUUGUCACGACUGUCGAGGUCCUGUCUACAUCAUCAGAGAGGCCUAUCAGGAAGCGCAGUUUACCCUUCCACCUUCUCACCGUUUCGCCCUAUCCAGUGCAUCACGUAUCGUCCUCUCACAAGUCUCUAUAUGCGCUUGUUGCGAUCACCUCGUCGUGGAAUGUGGUACUUCUUGGUGACUACGUGGCUGCGGGCGACGAACAGGCUAGUUGUGCUCAGGUUAUCCCUGAUCCAGCGGGCUCUGCUCGUAGGCCGACUCUAUUCCAGGAUAUCUUCGGGAAGUCAGCAUUUGCGGAUACCUCAAAUCCGCGCUCGGAACAGAUUCCAGCUACAAGCUCUUAUUCAUGGGACUCGAAGGAUGCCGCUGCUGUACUUGAUGGGCCUGCUCAUCUAAUACCACCGAUUGAGAGCGUAUUCGACUCCCUUAUGGGUAGCUUCUUGAAGCCUCGGCUCCCUUGCUCCCAGGAGGCGGCUCACAUAGCAGAUGAGUCUGACGAAGGGAUGGAUGAAGACGUCGAUGUCGAUAUGGAUGUCACGCAAGACACUGCGCCGGUCGUCAUUAGUCGCAGCUCCGAGAGGGUCGUUAGCGUGGAGGAGAUGGAUAUGUUUGUUGAACUGUUUAAGCAACACGCCAUCAAUGGCCACCGUCCAAACAUAUCCCAGGUGAAUGGGAAAAAAACCAACGGAACUCAAGUGCAUCCUAAUGGGUACACACCUCGUCACCCUGUUCCCGCUCAAACGAACGGCUACCAUCAACUCAGUCCCCAGUCCGUCCUUUCAACACCUGCCAAAUCACUGAAGAACGGAGUGCUUCAUCAGCACAGCGGCAGUCCUGUGGCACCUCUCACGGCUGGUAAAAAGCGCAAGAAAUCUCUAGGUUAGACGUCGCGUACAGUCCUGCUUUCGAAAUGGUUUUGCAUCUUAUCCUUAUCUUUGCUGCAUCACAUACAUCAUGUUAUGGCUGCAUUACCUGUUGUAUGUCCCACACAUGUUCCAAAGAUCUCCAUAUGCCCUAGGUAUAUAUUAAUCACGAAACGCACGAAUACAAACCGAGGAUAAACACUAAUGAUGUGAAAUGUACACUGUGAGAUGAGCACAAGUAAGGCCUUGAUCCGUCGAAGAUAUCCUGAUCCCGAGACUAGUGCAAGGCGUGUUUCAAUCUCAAGAGCAUGGAGGCAGCAUAAAGCAGAUCCGGCGUGAGUACGGCUGGACAAGCAGAUGGCGGAGACGCAGGUGUAAGAGGCGUGUUCUUGAACAGCAGUGAACCGUUGUGGAGGUACUGCGAAUUCGAGCCUGGGAUGUGGUUAUCCAUGGAGCCUGAAUCAGGGGGUCCAGCUAAUCGCUUGCGUUUCGCGGACCGAUUGUAAGUACAUUCCUGCGCGCUGAUGGUGGAGUCUUCUGUGCCCGAGCUGGUGUCUCCAAUGCUAUGGUUGGAGAUGGG
Messenger RNA from Gloeophyllum trabeum ATCC 11539, 3580 nucleotides. RefSeq names its product WD40 repeat-like protein. Gene Ontology annotation, biological process: positive regulation of transcription by RNA polymerase I; positive regulation of rRNA processing. Gene Ontology annotation, cellular component: nucleolus. NCBI's taxonomy places the organism in Eukaryota, Fungi, Basidiomycota, Agaricomycetes, Gloeophyllales, Gloeophyllaceae. The record is from RefSeq and is a predicted model, not a curated record. The transcript has 7 exons. Bases 28 to 3021 code for a protein of 997 amino acids. Gene Ontology annotation, molecular function: protein binding; RNA binding.